Poecilia reticulata (guppy) is the source of this 5428-nucleotide messenger RNA. It is a transcript of the gene clstn1, whose product is annotated as calsyntenin 1. Gene Ontology annotation, cellular component: cell surface; postsynaptic membrane. The record is from RefSeq and is a predicted model, not a curated record. Gene Ontology annotation, biological process: homophilic cell-cell adhesion; positive regulation of synapse assembly; positive regulation of synaptic transmission. Lineage: Eukaryota; Metazoa; Chordata; Actinopteri; Cyprinodontiformes; Poeciliidae. Gene Ontology annotation, molecular function: calcium ion binding.
UCAGUGAUUGAAGAGAGAGCAGAGCGGCGGUAGCGACGACGGCCAUCUUAGAGCUACCGUGGUAACCAACACUCAUCUCCUGGAUUUUAAUUUUCCUGUUCCGUAUAAACGCUCCGGCCUGACUGACGAGGACCGAAGAAGGCUGUGCUUGACUUCCCCGCGGCUGAACUCAAAGUCAGGAUGCGGUUCCGAGGGAAUAAACAAUUUGCAUCCGCGGUCGGACUGGUCCUCGGACUAUUAUGCGCGGUGGAGGCAGCUAAAGUCAAUAAGCACAAGCCGUGGAUCGAGACGACGUACCAUGGGAUUGUGACGGAGAACGAUGACAAGGUUAUUCUGGACCCGCCUCUAAUUGCGCUGGACAAAGACGCUCCUUUACGCUACGCAGAGAGUUUUGAGGUGACCCUCACCGAAGAAGGUGAGAUUUGCGGCUUCAGGAUCCACGGGCAGAAUGUCCCCUUCGAGGCUGUGGUCCUGGACAAGUCCACUGGCGAGGGGGUCAUCAGGGCCAAGGAGAAGCUCGACUGUGAGCUGCAGAAGGAGCACACCUUCACCAUCCAGGCCUACGACUGUGGAGAGGGUCCUGAUGGCGCCAACAUGAAGAAAUCACACAAGGCGACCGUCCACAUCCAGGUGAACGACAUCAACGAGUAUUCCCCAGUGUUCAAGGAGAAGACGUACAAAGCCACCGUCAUCGAGGGGAAGAAAUACGACAACAUCCUGAAGGUGGAGGCGGUGGACGCCGACUGCUCCUUCCAGUUCAGCCAGAUCUGCAGCUAUGAGAUUGUGACGCCCGACGUUCCCUUCACCAUCGACAAAGACGGCUUUAUUAAGAACACUGAGAAGCUGAGCUACGGCAAAGAGCACAUGUACAAGUUGACCGUGACCGCCUACGACUGCGGGAAGAACCGAGCUUCUGAAGACGUGUUGGUCAAAAUCAGCAUAAAGCCCACCUGCAGACCCAGCUGGCAAGGCUUCAAUAAGAGGACUGAGUACGAACCGGGCACCGGUAGCCUGGCUCUUUUCCCCAGCAUGCACCUGGAGACCUGCGAUGUGCCCAUCACCUCCGUCCGGGCCAGCAUUGAGCUGGAAACCAACCACAUUGGAAAGGGCUGUGACCGUGACACGUACUCUGAGAAGUCACUGCACAAGCUGUGUGGAGCCAGCUCCGGCACCGUGGAGCUCCUUCCUGCUCCGAGCAGCUCCACCAACUGGACGGUGGGACUGCCCACUGAUAAUGGACACGACAGCGACCAGGUGUUUGAGUUCAACGGCACCCAGGCCAUCAAGGUGCCCGAUGGUUUGGUGAACGCCAACCUGAAGGAGCCCUUCACCAUCUCUGUGUGGAUGAGGCACGGACCCGGCUCCCACGAAAAGGAGACGAUCCUCUGCAACUCGGACAAAACAGAUAUGAACAGACACCACUACUCCCUCUACGUUCACAACUGCAGGCUGAUCCUUCUCCUCCGCCAGGAUCCGUCCGAGGCGGAGAACUACAAACCAGCAGAGUUCCACUGGAAACUCGACCAGGUGUGUGACAAAGAGUGGCAUCAUUAUGUGCUCAACGUGGAGUUCCCCACCGUUUCUCUGUUUGUGGACGGGACGGCCUUCGAGCCCUUCAUGGUCACAGAGGACUACCCACUGCACCCCUCUAAGAUCGAGACUCAGCUCACAGUUGGCGCCUGCUGGCAAGAAAACUCGGGACAUGACAAUGACACUGAGGCGGGCCCUGAGACCACCUCAGGCGGGAACGCCCGAAUGGCUCAGUUUUUCCGAGGAAACCUUGCAGGCCUGAUCAUCCGCUCCGGCAAGCUGGAGAACAAGAAGGUGAUCGACUGUUUGUACACCUGCAAAGAAGGCCUGGAUGUGCAGCUGCCUGAGGAAGUGGCUUCAGCGGUGAAGGUUGAUUUCAACCCCAACCAGUCCUCUCUGACAGUGGAAGGAGACGACAUUGGCGCCUUUGACAAAGUCAUGCAGCACAUCUCCUACUUAAACUCCCGCCAGUUCCCAACCCCAGGCAUUAGACACCUCCGCAUCACCACCACUGUCAAGUGUUUGAACGAGGACACCUGCGUGGCGGUGCCGGACGCUGAAGGCUACGUGAUGGUGCUGCAGCCCGAGGAACCGAAGAUCAGCCUGAGCGGCAUCGACCACUUCGCCCGCAGCGCCGCUGAAUUCGAGAGCCAGGAAGGCGUGACUCUGUUCCCCGAGCUUCGCAUCGUCAGCACCAUCACCCGGGAAAUGGAGGCCGACGCAGAGUCUGAAGCAGCAGAAGGCACCGACGACGACCCCACAGUUCAAGAGACAGUUGUGUCAGAGGAGAUCAUGCACAACUUGGACUCGUGUGAAGUGUCUGUGGUGGGAGAAGAACUGGACGGCGAGCAUGAGAGCCUGGAGGUGGACGUUUCUCAGCUGCAACAGCGCGCCCUGGAGAUGAGCUCGUCUAACCUGGGCCUCGUCAUAACUGGUGUGAACACCAUGGCCAACUAUGAACAGGUCCUUCACCUCAUCCGCUACAAGAACUGGCACACCGAAGCGCUCUUUGACCGGAAAUUCAAGCUGGUCUGCUCUGAACUCAACGGUCGCUACAUCAGCAACGACUUCAAGGUUGAGGUUAAUGUGAUCCACACGUCCAAUCCUGUAGAGCACGCCAACAACGCCAUGGUGCAGCCCAACUUCAUCAAUCCUGUCCAUCACGCCUCUGUCGAUCUGUCUGGUCACAACCUGGUCAACGCUCACCAGGCUUCGGUGGUCCCCAGCGCCGCCACCAUUGUCAUCGUGGUGUGUGUGAGCUUCCUGGUGUUCAUGAUAAUCCUGGGCGUGUUCCGCAUCCGAGCUGCACACCAACGCUCCAUGAGAGACCAGGAGAGCGGCAAGGAGAACGAGAUGGACUGGGACGACUCGGCCCUCACCAUCACAGUUAACCCCAUGGAGACGUACGAGGACCAGCACAGCAGCGAGGAGGAGGAGGAAGAGGAGGAGGAGAGCGAGGACGGGGAGGAGGAAGACGACAUCACGAGCGCUGAGUCAGAGAGCAGCGAGGACGAGGAGGGCGGCGAGCCAGAAGACCAGCAGGGGACCAGCAGACAGCAGCAGCUGGAGUGGGACGACUCCACCCUCACCUACUGAGACACACCGAGCCCCCCCACACAUGCUCUGACACACACACACACACACGCAACCAAGCCACAGUCACCGCUUUACGCACCCCUCCAUGCAGUUUCAUGUCUAGGAGCCAUGAUAUAUAUAUAUACAUAUAUAUAUAUAUAUAUAUAAAAACAAAAACAAAAAAAAAACGAAGAAUAAAUAAAGUAUAGAAGAGUCCUUCAGCGUAUACGGUCAAGGCUUUCCUGUUGUUAUCUUCGUGGUGGUACUCAGUGUAGUGUAGUCAUCACCGGAUUGCUGAUUUUUACUUUGUUUUUUAUUUAUUAUACUUUUUAAUUCCCUGGAAAACUUGGCCUACAUUUCUUCUGGAGUGUGCGAGGAAGCCAGCCCUGCACUUUCUGUUCUCAGUCAGGCUUUUGCGCAGAGAUUCGUUUAGAUUUCCCGAUGUAUAUCCUUUGGCUUAAUGCUUUUAGGGUCGCUUGCCAUGACUUCGGUUUUCUUGAUUGUAGUCCACAGUGAAGCAGUUUUAUCGAAGUAGCCUGCAAUCUCUCUCUCUCCUUCUCUCUCUCUUUUUUUAUUUUAGUUUUCUUGUUUUAGUGCAUGAGGAAAACUUGGGAAGUCUUAUGUGUAGAGAAAUGAAUUGCUUUUUAAAGAUUUUUUUUGUAAAUAUGAAAACAACAAUGUAAUUAGUCAAUGUGUUUAGUGACAGCCCGCUCAGCAGGGCUCGAUAUCUUUAAAAAACAAACAAACAAAAAAAAAAACCACGCCAUACGUAACGUAGAAUAUUUGUGUCACCGCAGGCCGUAGCAUGUCGCUGAAUUUCCGCUGAAGCUGUUCCAUCGCGCUUUCCCCAAACGUCUGCCUCGUGAUGAGAAACCCAGGACUGUUACGCGGAGGUUUCCAUGACAAAGUGGUGUCCGUUUUUUUUUUCCUUCCUUUUUUGACAUUUUCUCUCGAUCGUUUUCCGCAACAAGUGAAAUCGGUCCCAGUGCUUUUCUUGUGAGCAAGGAUGAUUCGACAGGUUUUCGCUCCGUUUACUGUCGAGGACCAAAAGCGCCGCAAUCUGAAAAAUAAGUCAUUUCUCAAAUCUUUUUACGCAGUACUGACUUGAUAAGCAAAAAUUUGGAUUGAUAUACAAAGAGAAAUAUCAAUAAAUUACUGAUAACAGAAUUAAAUGUGUAAAUUAUUGAUUUAAAAUUCAUUACAUAUUAAAAUCAGACAAGAAUUUUAUAAUUUCAUUCAAUUGUUUCAGAUUUUCUGCCAUCAUGAAUUAACUUAGUGUUGUAAAAGACGUUUUCAACCUGUUCUCCUGCUCCGACACGUGUCACGGAUUUUGCUCUAUUUCAGCAGGAAAACACUUUAUAAAUAACUUCGUUUUUUUCUCACAGCAGACCACUAGACUUUAUCGUUCAUGGAACCACGCUGGUAGAGUUGUUCCUACACAUUUGUUUACAUUUGGUAAACUUAAUUUUCCUGCUGGAGUUUAGUGUAGAAGCUCGUACGAUCAAUUGGGAAAAUGUGACCAGCCUGUCUCCUCUCAGACACUGUUGUCCGUCACUGUUGUGUACAUACAUAUAUAUAUAAAUAUAUUUGUCUUACAAAACCAGAAGAUGACGAUCCUUUGCGCUUUACUCUAGUUGUGAGGGUCCUAAAAGCUGCAUUAAUUACUACCAGAUUUGGGGCAUUGCAUGGCGCAGAAGCGGCGUUUACAAAAAGCAUUAGUGGCUGGAUUUUGGUUAUUUUUCUUUUUGUUCUUUUUUUUUUUUUUUUUGCAUGAGUGUUUUCAGAGGCCAAAUCUGAUUUUCUUUAUGGGGACUUUCUUUUAAAGAGUUGAUUUUUAUUUUUUUCUAAUCUCCAGUUAAUUGCUUAACGACCAGUCUCCCUUCCGCGACGACACGUAAAGCAUGGGCCAGGUCUGAGCCAGCUGAGGUGGGGAGUGCCUUUUCGCCAAUCGUUGCAAAAUUAGCAGGUCUAACAGAAAAAAAAAAACAAACAUUUAUCCACGCUCUUUUAUUUGUGGCAUUUUUUUAAUUAUUAUUAUUAUUGUUUGAUGCUAGAUUUCUUACAAAGCUGAGAUGUUUUGUUUUUUUUGUUUCCAGCUUGUAGUGAUUGUAGUUCACCGCUAGAUUUAUUGAAACUACAAACAUUCUACAUUAGAUGUCAUGUGUCCUUGUUGAUGUGUAGAGAAAGUAGAUCCAUAUUGUAUCUUCUAUAGAUAUUGUACUGAAUCCACCUUUAAAUGAUGUACAGUACAUGAAGAAAUCGCUUUGGCAGCAUAAUGUGGGCGUACUAAUAAAUUUUGCUGUCUGUGUACAGUGGAAGGUGA